Ictidomys tridecemlineatus (thirteen-lined ground squirrel) is the source of this 923-nucleotide messenger RNA. The record is from RefSeq and is a predicted model, not a curated record. Lineage: Eukaryota; Metazoa; Chordata; Mammalia; Rodentia; Sciuridae.
UUCGCCCGGCCGGAGCGGAAGAAGACCGGCCGGUGCCCCGGAAGCAGUCACUGCAACUUCCGGAGGGGUUUGUACGCCUGGUGCCGGAGGUCUGGGGCCCCGAGACUGUGUUUGAAGUAGUGGGUGUACCAACAUGUCCCGUGGUUCCAGCGCUGGUUUUGACCGCCACAUUACCAUUUUUUCGCCCGAGGGCCGGCUUUACCAAGUAGAAUAUGCUUUUAAGGCUAUAAACCAGGGUGGUCUUACAUCAGUAGCUGUCAGAGGGAAAGACUGUGCAGUAAUUGUCACACAGAAGAAAGUACCUGACAAAUUAUUGGAUUCCAGCACAGUGACUCACUUAUUCAAGAUAACUGAAAACAUUGGCUGUGUGAUGACUGGAAUGACAGCUGACAGCAGAUCCCAGGUACAAAGGGCACGCUAUGAAGCAGCUAAUUGGAAAUACAAGUAUGGCUAUGAGAUUCCUGUGGACAUGCUGUGUAAAAGAAUUGCUGAUAUUUCUCAGGUCUACACACAGAAUGCUGAAAUGAGGCCACUUGGUUGUUAUUGGUUUGUACUGACUUUAUUAAGGGGGCAUAUACCAGUGGGAAGAGAGAUGAGCAGUAUAAAGACUGCAAUCACAUGCCUGUCUACUGUUCUAUCAAUUGAUUUCAAACCUUCAGAAAUAGAAGUUGGUGUAGUUACAGUUGAAAAUCCUAAAUUCAGGAUUCUUACAGAAGCAGAGAUUGAUGCUCACCUUGUUGCACUAGCAGAGAGAGACUAGACAUUGUCAUUAGUUUACCAAAUCCAUGAUGCCACUUGUCUGUGUGUUUGGUAACAACAAACCAACAUUAUGGAGGCCCUGGAUUGAAAAAGGAACCUCUCCCACUCCUACUACUGAAGUAGUUAGGACUCUGUAUAAAUAAAAACAGUGCUUUUGGAAAAAA